CAGACGUGAAACAGCCACAGGAACCAUGUCACAUCGUAAUGUGUUGAACGGAUGCAAACUGGCCGCGUUGCUUCUUCUUUGGCUUGCGCCUCAAGGAGCCUCUUCUGAGGACAAACUGACAGCCCGUACUCAUGCAGCAGAGCCCCAGGAGCACACAUCACAGAGCUCUAUCGGAUUGUCAGACGUGGUGUUAGUGAUCCAGAGUCAGAGCAACUCUUUUCACGCCCACCGAGGUGCUCAGAGGAAGGUGGAGAUUCUUCAGCAGGCAGCUGAGCUGGGACAGGGAGUUCCGGUUGUUCUUCUUCUCCAUGAGCUUGAAGGGGAUUGGAGUAUCCUUCCUUUGCUUCCUCAUCUCUCUGCCACUUACGGCCUGUCAGCAUCCUGGUUUUUCUUCAUAGAGGAUGAAACCAGCGUCACUCUGCCUAAUCUGCUGCAGGUCCUCCACAGAUAUCAAGUCCAAGAGGAAUGGUUUUUGGGUAAGCCUCUCCAUGACAACGAGGCAUCCAUUAUCCACCACUAUGCGUUCUCUGAAGACCCCAGUUCCUUUAGUUACCCUGACCCGGCAGCAGGCUGGGCUCUCAGCACGCCGCUGCUCCAAAGACUCGCUGAGCGAAUCCAACAUAAGCAUCUGAAGUCAGAUUUCACAAUCGACUUGAAACAUGAGAUUGCGUUGUACAUUUGGGAGGAUGGAAAUGGUCCAAAGCUGACAGCAGUUCCAGAGUUUUGCAGAGAGACGAGGGACAACUGUGCUACCACAUUUACAACCUACCUGCCCGACUGUGGAGAUCCGGUCUCAAGGAAAGAUGUAUUUGUUGCUGUGAAAACUUGCCAAAAAUUCCACUCAGAACGAAUACCAGUCGUGAAGGCAACUUGGGAGAAAGAUGCUGUUUUUUUAGAGUAUUACAGCGAUGUCACUGAUGCCUCGAUACCAACAAUCAAUCUGGGAGUGCCCAACACUGAGAGAGGGCAUUGUGGGAAGACUUUUGCCAUCUUAAGGCGGUUCUUGAGCAAAGCUGUGCCAAAGGCUGAUUGGCUACUCAUUGUUGAUGAUGAUACACUCAUCAGUUUACCCAGGUUGCGGCAACUGCUGCGUUGCUAUGACCCAAAGGAGGCAGUGAGUCUGGGGGAGAGAUACGGCUACAGCUUGCUUCUGAACGGAUACAGCUACACCACAGGAGGAGGAGGGAUGGUGCUCAGUCGGGUGGCGGUGUCCAGGCUUCUUUCCAGUGGAUGUCGCUGCUACAGUGAUGAUGCUCCUGAUGAUAUGGUGCUGGGCCGGUGCCUCACUUCCCUGGGUGUUCCCAUCACACACAGUCCACUGUUCCACCAGGCCCGACCGGCUGACUACUCCGAACCACUUGAGCAGGCCGUCUCCUUCCACAAGCACUGGAAUGUAGAUCCUGUGAUCGUCUACAAGCUCUGGCUGCAGGACGAGCACCCACGAGAUGAACUGUAGAAACACUGUGUGUUUAAAAUAGCCUACAAUACUGAAGACAAACAUUGAAACUAAAUUUGCACAACAGCGUAGAGCUAAAGAUAAACAAACAAGCAGCAAAACAUGCCCUGAAACAUAACUCUUACCUGCCUUAAUACCUGCUUGCAUUCAAUAUUUUUUACGUCAACAUAAAAUCAAAUGAGUGUGUGUGUUAUGUUAAAGCAGUUGCAGAGAAUUAUCAACAAACUCUGCAACUCUACAGAGGUUUCUCGCUUCAUUUAGCCCAACCUUUUGGUUCAAUGGUCUGUGCAUAGACUGUGUGAUUGAAUCACACCACAAACAGCUUUAUUAAAAGCACCAAAAAGCAGACAGACAAACUUGCUGAGUGAAUUCAAAUUUUCUCUGCCUCCACUUGAUGUGCAACUUUAAGCAGCUGUAUAUGUCAGGGAUUUGAGGAUGACUGCCUAUUUUUGGCUUUGCCCCCAAGUGGCCAAAUAUCAAGAGAGUGUCCCUGCUGUCACUUUAUCCCAAAGCGAAAAUUUUAACCAUGAACCAAGAUGUUUAGUUCAUUGAAGAAGGAUUGUGUAUAUUUGUGUGAUCUGAUAUGAUCUCUUUUGUAUUAACAGUGUCUUAAGACAUUCAGUGUUCUUUUUUUUAAUUGUAUUUAUUUAACCAGGUAAAUCAAUCUCUACAAGAGAGACUGGAAGUUGCAGACUAAACAAUACAAAAUCAGGCAACAGCUUAGAUAAAAUACUAAUAAACAGGUAAAAAUACUAAGACGGCUAAAUAACAUGUCAGCUAGGAAUAGUGACAAUUAACAGGUGAGUCCUUUACCAUAGAAUAUUCUUGAAGAUGAAAACAUGACCAUAAUUGAUUUCCGUAUUUUGUGUUUAUUUUUCUUUCAUGCAAACACACUUUUUGAAAACUAUUUUGACAUUUUUUUUAAAACAUGCUUAUUCUUUUGUUUUCUUUAUUUCCCAAAAUAUCAAAAUAUUCCUUACAUUUUUGAUAUAUUUUAUAUAGUCUGAAACUAAUUUCUAAUUUCUGCAUAAAAAGUUGUGUGUACAUGUUUUUGUGAACUUGCUUUUUAUAUGUUUACCAGAUGGAAAACGAUUACGCGAACAAAUCUCUAAUGGGGGAAUUUUAGUUUUGGAGGAUUUUAUGAACCGUGUGUUUGUGGCUUAGUCACUGUAGAUUGGUGUUAAAGUAAUUACAACCACAGCUGGCAAGCCUUUGUUCAAAUUUUGCAACUGUUUUUAUGAAUAUAAAAAUGUUUCUGCCUGCUAAUGAAAAAAACACAU
Anoplopoma fimbria (sablefish) is the source of this 2736-nucleotide messenger RNA. RefSeq names its product beta 3-glucosyltransferase b (gene b3glctb). The transcript has 15 exons. The coding region runs from base 26 to 1456 and encodes 476 amino acids. Gene Ontology annotation, cellular component: membrane. Lineage: Eukaryota; Metazoa; Chordata; Actinopteri; Perciformes; Anoplopomatidae. The record is from RefSeq and is a predicted model, not a curated record. Gene Ontology annotation, molecular function: acetylglucosaminyltransferase activity.